CGRCGCGUCAGUAGCCAGGCAGAAUACAUUACCGAUAGCAGAGUAGAGCGGAGCUCUCAUCAUACUGCCAUAGACACUUAGGGAGCUCAGUCGUGCCGUGCAGAUCUUACAGGCUACAGAUUCAUCCUUUUUACUUCCCCAUCUCGCUGACACGAUCCACAUUAUUUUAAUCCUGCACAGCGGAUCUUGGGAAAUAUUUUGUAAAGAAAAAUGACGCUUUAUAUUCUGGAUAUAUAUUCUGCAUAAGAGGCUUUGUGUUUUGUAGCGUGAUAAACCACGCACCUGGUCUUCUACCCCGAUGUGGAGGCGCUCUCGGUUCAGUCACAGAAGAGGGUUGCUAGUGAACUCCAGAUGGGACACUAGGAAAUGUAGAUCGUGGAGCUGCUCUCCUCUCCGACUCAAACAUCCUGACUGCUGCUAGUAGAAACAGUCUGUCUGUCAGAGACUGUUACCGGAGGACCGAGAAGCGGGAAAUCAGACAACAUGGUUCAGAACAUUAUUCUGGUGUUUUUCCGCAGGCGGCUGAGCCAGAGACCCGCUGUAGAGGAGCUGGAAAGUCGYAACAUCCUCAAACAGAGGAACGACCAGUCAGAGCAGGAGGAGAGGAGAGAGAUCAAACAGAGACUCAACAGGAAGUUGAACCAGCGUCCUACAGUAGAUGAGUUAAGAGACAGGAAGAUACUGAUUCGUUUCAGUGACUAUGUAGAGGUGGCCAAGGCUCAGGACUACGACCGCAGAGCAGACAAACCCUGGACCAGGCUGUCUGCUUCAGACAAGGCAGCAAUAAGGAAGGAGCUGAAUGAGUUUAAGAGCAACGAGAUGGAGGUUCACAAUUCCAGCAAGCACCUGACAAGGUUCCAUCGACCGUAGUGUAGAGGUAGUUUCUUCUGUGAAGAAGCAGCUGUGUGGUCAGUGUAAACCAUGUGACAGUCUCCUGUUCCCAGGCCCAGUCUCCUGUUCCCGGAUGUUCGAACUACAGAUUUCUGUCUGUCUCUCUACCAACAUGGAGGAGCUGUCUGUCUCUCUGUGUGUCACAAUGGAGGCUAUGUCUCUCGAGCUGGAGCCCAGGAAAGAUCACAGGAAACAUCAGACUGAUAAACUCUUCAAGGAACUAUUAACACGUCAAUGUGUGCUGUUUCCUGGAUGUCAUCCAAUGAGAAAAAGACUCCUGGAUGUCAUCCAAUGAGAAAAAGACUCCUGGAUGUCAUCCAAUGAGAAAAAAGACAAAUGAAGAAGAUAGCAGCACUUACUAGUUCACAAGUCGUUUCUCUCAAUUCACUCCAAGCCAGCAGUCUGAACGAAUCACAAUCAGAAAACUUUAUUGCUACACAACAAACGUUGCUAAGAAUUUUGUGUUGGUGUUAUUUUCAAGUUUUACGGGAUCUGGAUGUUAAAAAUCAUCCAACCAAAUGCUUAAUGUAGAUUCCUUCUCGACAAUGGAACAACAAUAAAUAAUAAAAGACAACCUUUUUUCUUUACACUUUAGUCAUUUAACAGAUGCUCUUAUUCAGAGCGACUUACAGGAGAAAUUAGUGUUAAGUGCUUUGUUUUACCAGCAACCUUGCAGUUACUGGCCCAAUGAUCUUAACAGCUAGGCUACCUGUCGCCAGAAAAAGGUUAAAAAGGAUGAAACAUCCCCAAAACUGCUGGUAUGGAAUAAACUGAUAGAAAUUAUGUUGUCUGUGAGUGCUGGUCGCCUUGUUUCCUAGUGGAGUUGGAUCUUUUGGAUUAGGAGGAACUAUGAAGAGCCUUCAACUUAGCCCAGUGGAACCAGCCCAAAGGGAGGAACUAUGAAGAGCCUUCAACUUAGCCCAGUGGAACCAGUGACAA
This is a messenger RNA of Salvelinus sp. IW2-2015, 1830 nucleotides long. Its product is annotated as phosphatase and actin regulator 3-like. Gene Ontology annotation, biological process: actin cytoskeleton organization. NCBI's taxonomy places the organism in Eukaryota, Metazoa, Chordata, Actinopteri, Salmoniformes, Salmonidae. Gene Ontology annotation, molecular function: actin binding. The record is from RefSeq and is a predicted model, not a curated record.